AUGCUUGCCCCUCCAACGAUAUCCAUCCCUGUUCCUUCUAACGAUAUUCUGCGUUCAGGACCGGUAAUAGGUCAUGAAUAUUCGUCAAGCUCUGCGCCGCCCAAGUUUCCCCACACGCGCGCGCAGCUCUCUGCCAUUGCUCGCCAGUACAAGCCUUCCGAUGCUUAUGACGGCGACCCCGAUGGGGACGACCCACGUGUAGAUGCGAAUCUGGUUGGGCGAGUCUCUGCGCUGUUAGACGGCGAACAAGAGGAUGAAUUGAAGAAGCUUCUCCAGGAGUCGUUUGGGGCCAUAGACGAAGAAGAGCUCGAACAACAUGUAUUGGAUCUCAUGCACAAGCACCGGGACGACAUGGACAAUGUUCCAUUUUUGUUCCUCACGCCGACUCGUCGUCCCAUAUCUCGACCUUCAUCUCGUGCAUCUACGCACUCCGCUCGUCUUAUUCCUCGGCCAGAUACACCUAAUUCUGCACCCAGCUCACCCCUCGCCAUGAUUUUCCGCAGACCACAUACCCCUUUGACCUCACCUCUAGGUGCUCAGAACCAGGCAUCUUCCUAUGUUACUGCGCGUAGCGAGUCGCCAGGCACGUCGCCAUUGAUCGCACAUGCUCAGUUCACUGCCAGUCUUCCUGCAUCACCGAUUGGUUCUCCGAGAUCACUGAACGCAAAGGCUAACGAGUUCAAACCUAUUCCUCGUCCACUCUCUGCAGCAUCCUCUAACCCGGGAUCGCUGUCCGCACUUAGAGCGGAGACGCCGUCCCCAGAUUUAUGGGCCCACAACCCACCGAGGCCGACUUCGAAACUUGCCAUUGAGGCACCCCUGACACCCGAGAGUGCACUUCUUCCCCGCGCGCUUACACCGAGCUCAUCGCUUCGAUCGUUUAUGCGACCAGAUGACCACAGUGACGAGGAGGAUCCAUUCGACCCGUUCGCAGCAAGUAACCUCCCUCGUUCCUUUCAUCCAACUUCCAGCAGGCUUGAUGCUCAGUGGGGUAGUUCACCUGGCUCUGUGCCUUCCCUAUCGCUCGACGAUGUCCCUUUCGCUGGUCCCACAGGCAGUGACGUAUCGUUUUCGCAGGAGGGGCUUUCUCAGCACAAUGAAGAGGUGGACUCUGAGUCUGCAGCAUUGCUCACGGAUGGAAUGACACCGUUUGAUGUCCUCAGCUCGGUAUUUGGGGCAACUCUCGCCCCGUCAGAAUUGGAAGAAGCGUUGGCUAACAAUGGGUAUGAAUUCGAGCGCGCUAUGAAUUGGCUGGUGGAUCGCUCUAUGGCGAGCCCGACUACAAACAGUGGUCCGCCUAGGAUACAGUCAAUGGGCAAUAGAGUGAUAAUGAUAUCUCGAGAUGGUCAGAAUGGGGUGGUUCGCGGUGGGAGGGGCGGAUUUGGUCUUGGUGCACCAGUAAUGAGAAAUGGCCAGCGCUUUGGUAACGGCCGCACCGUACCGGGUGGCAAUAGAGUAUGCAGGUACUUCCUCGCAGGAGAAUGUCUUCGAGCCGACUGUCGCUUCAGUCAUGAUCUCGAGCGAGCCCUUUGUAGGUUUUGGCUACGUGGAACAUGCGCCAAGGGCGAGAACUGCGAGUUCCUGCAUCACCUACCAAAAGACAUCGAUGUGUCCAGCUUAUCGCAUGCUAUGGCUCGCACAGAUAUCAAUGUAAGCGGGCUAGAGCGCAGCACUUCGCCGGACGAAUUCCCGACGCUAAAUCACGCAGCCGCUGCUGGAGAGCAGGGUAAGAAUGGUCGUGGUAGCUACCGCUAUGGCCAUAAUGGGGGAUAUCAGGACCCGGGACGCACUAGGUUUGCGGCAGCAGUCAAACGUACACCCCCUGGUCAGCCUCAAGUCCAACCACCCAAGGAUCCUGCACUUAUCGUAGCGCGCAGAGAGGCUAUGGGCGCAGCAGCUGAGCCUUUGCACCACAAUACAUCUAUUAUUGCGCCAAAGCCGUCUCCUCGGAUCAAGCUGCGUCCUCCUUCACUUCUCCCCACGUUACCCACCGGUGAGGCAGUCAAUGGCCUAUACAUGGCAUACCGUGCGAGAGCCUUGCGGCUCGGUGCGGCACGCAAUGCCUGUCUUUCGCGCGCCGCUGACGCUUGGAGGAGAGGCGACGGUGCCGCUGCGAAGCGCUUCAGCCGAGAAGGACAUGAUCUCAAUGCAAAAAUGAGUGCGGAGAUGGUCGAGGCGGCUGGCAAGCUUGUGCGCGAACGGGCACGACUCGCUGAGCAAGCUGUUCGCUCACGCGAUGCUAGCUGGUCGGAUGACUAUGGUGACCGCACUGCUCGAGGACGCAUCUGCGGGGGUGGUUUUGGCGUGUGCCUGGGAAUUGCCAGUCAAAGCAUUAGUGCUGAUAAGAAGCUCACGCCUGAAGAGCGCACCGAAGUCAUGUUGGACCUGCAUGGGCUCCACUCCGCAGAAGCCACGGAGGUUUUGGAAGAAUUUUUGCUCGCGCUCGAGCGCGAGCAUUGUUACGGCCUGGCUUAUCUCAUCGUCGGCGAAGAGAAGCAUACGGGAACACAAGAUCCUGCUCGCGGAGCUUCGCGAGCGCGUCUCGCGACAGGAGUACGCGAGUGGUUGCACAUGUGGGGAUACCCCUGGAAUGAGCGUGACGGGGUGGUUUUUGUUGAUCCCCUCACGCACGGGUGA
Messenger RNA from Fibroporia radiculosa, 2637 nucleotides. RefSeq lists its product as uncharacterized. The record is from RefSeq and is a predicted model, not a curated record. The transcript is spliced from 6 exons. Lineage: Eukaryota; Fungi; Basidiomycota; Agaricomycetes; Polyporales; Fibroporiaceae. Gene Ontology annotation, molecular function: metal ion binding. The coding region runs from base 1 to 2637 and encodes 878 amino acids.